This is a messenger RNA of Prorocentrum cordatum, 315 nucleotides long. Lineage: Eukaryota; Dinophyceae; Prorocentrales; Prorocentraceae. The record is from the annotation of a GenBank genome assembly.
AUGGUGCUGGUGGACGCCAGCCUUCAGCCACGGACCGUCUGGGAGUUCAAGGCCGAGGUGAUUAUCCUGCACCACGCCACGACAAUCCGGGAGCGGUACCAGGCCAUGGUGCAUUGCGGCAUAAUCAGGCAGUGCGCGACUGUGAAGCACAUGUCCUGUGAGCUCCUCCGAACUGGCGACAAGGCAGUGGUCACGUUCCGCUUCGCCUACCACGGAGAGUACCUCCGGCCAGGGGCGCCGUUGUUGUUCCGGGAAGGUCGGACGAAGGGGCUCGGCAGGGUGCUGGAGGUCGUGCGCGAGGACGGCCCGCAGUGA